Messenger RNA from Morone saxatilis (striped sea-bass), 946 nucleotides. It is a transcript of the gene psmb12, whose product is annotated as proteasome 20S subunit beta 12. The transcript is spliced from 6 exons. Gene Ontology annotation, molecular function: threonine-type endopeptidase activity. The record is from RefSeq and is a predicted model, not a curated record. The coding region runs from base 72 to 725 and encodes 217 amino acids. Lineage: Eukaryota; Metazoa; Chordata; Actinopteri; Moronidae. Gene Ontology annotation, cellular component: proteasome core complex.
CGUCUCCGUGCGCCUGAGGUCGCUGUUCUGAGCGUCACCUCUCCUUCUUCUCUUUCGAUUUUGGAGUGAAAAUGGAGAAACACUGCACGAACUCACAAGUCAAAGGAGUCAGCACAGGGACCACCAUCCUGGCUGCCACUUUUGAUGGAGGGGUCGUGAUUGGGUCAGACUCCAGGGCUUCCAUGGGAGGAGAAUAUGUAUCAUCUAAGACCAUCAACAAGGUGAUUCAGGUUCAUGACCAGAUCUUCUGCUGCAUGGCUGGCUCCCUCGCAGAUGCUCAGGCCGUCACCAAGGCUGCAAAGUUCCACCUGUCCUUCCACAGUGUCCAGAUGGAGUCUCCUCCUCUAGUGAUAUCAGCAGCAUCGGUGCUGAAAGAACUGUGUUACAAAAACAAAGACGAACUACAGGCCGGCUUCAUCACGGCAGGCUGGGACAGGAAGAAAGGGCCACAGGUGUACGUUGUGGCUCUAGGUGGGAUGUUAAUGAGUCAGCCGGUUACCAUCGGUGGCUCAGGCAGCACUUACAUCUACGGCUACGUUGACGCCAAAUACAAACCCAACAUGAGCAGAGACGAAUGCCUACAGUUUGCCACUAAUGCUCUUGCUCUGGCCAUGGGCAGAGACAACGUCAGCGGGGGCGUGGCUCACCUGGUGGUGAUCACGGAAACGGGGGUGGAGCAUGUGGUGGUACCUGGUAACAAGUUGCCCAAGUUCCACGACGAGUGACUCCCUUUGAACUUAAUCACACAGACACAUGAAAAUGAGUUAUUGCCUGGAAACGGUGGAGUUUAUGUUGCUAUGAUAUGAUAUAAGAUGCAGGCUAGUUUAUAUAAAAUCAUUCCACAGUCAAAAACAUAAUAAUGUCCAUUAUAACAUAAGGUUUCUUUUAGCCUUUUGUGUGUUAUGUGUAGGUAUUUUAUGUGUGAAAAUAAAAUAAACAUAUACAU